UUGGCUUGCAGGACAUUCAACUAUGUGAGUUAUACAUUUUGAAUGUGCUUUUACGUCAGUGUGACAGAUUCACAAUACCGAGCGUUUCUCAAACGGUCCUGCGGUUUUAUCUGCCUAACGGUAUCUUCACGCACGACUGGAUAGGCCUUUUGGAUACGCUUGUCCAAGGCCCAAGACAUAAAGUAGCCUGCAAUCAUUCCAUUGCUGACCCAUCGGAUGGUUAUCACAUAGAGGAUUGGCUUAAUCUAGAAUCAUGGAUACCUUUCAUAUCUGCGCAUCACAAGUUGGAACUAGUGGUCAAAAUUGGGACAAUGUUGCCCAAAAUAAAUGUUUUCAUGGAGUGAACAAGACCUGCCAACAGAGCUCACUGGAGCAGGGAGACAUCCCGUCAUCCCUUCGGCACCUGACAAAGAUUCAGAUCCUGCUGAACGAUGUUAAGCAGUCGAUUAACCACAUGCAGGGGAAGCUGAACACCAUGCAGGGGCAGUGUAUUGAGUUGCAGACUGCCAUAUCUAAGAUCAUCCCAGCAGCCGACGUUGCUGUACAGAGUGGGGGGGGGAAACAUCCAACAUCGCUGGGCAGGGGGAGGGGAUCCUCCCAAAAGCCAACUUUGCUGCGCAGAGGGAGGAGGUCCUCCGAGCAUCAGGCCUCAUCCCUGCACAGAGGGAUGGGAUCCUCCAAACAACCAGUGUCCCUGCACAGAGGGAAGGGAUUCUCCCAGCAGCCAUCAUCACGGCACAGAGGGAGGAGAUCCUCCGAGCAUCAGGCCUCAUCCCUGCACAGAGGGAUGGGAUCCUCCAAUCAACCAGUGUCCCUGCACAGAGGGAAGGGAUUCUCCCAGCAGUCAUCAUCACUGCACAGAGGGAGUUGAUCCUCCUGAUGGCCAGUG
This is a messenger RNA of Coregonus clupeaformis (lake whitefish), 889 nucleotides long. RefSeq lists its product as uncharacterized. Lineage: Eukaryota; Metazoa; Chordata; Actinopteri; Salmoniformes; Salmonidae. The record is from RefSeq and is a predicted model, not a curated record. The coding region runs from base 254 to 871 and encodes 205 amino acids. The transcript is spliced from 6 exons.